AUGGAGACCGUUUCUUCACCGAUGCGCUACCGGAAGAAUGGUCGACUUCAGGCGUGCGACCCCUGCCGGCGGCGCAAGGUCGCCUGCGACCACUCUCGUCCAGUCUGCAGUAACUGCAAGAGGAGGCGAAGGGCCGAGCCGUGCGAGUACACGAUGGGCACGCCGGCCCAGGCGCGGGCUAAUGCCGCCUCGGCGCGCACGUCGCGCUCGGCCAGCGUGACGGGCUCGGAGGCUGUCACCGAACAAUACGAACACCCGACCGCGACGACGCUCGUCGACCAGGACCCGGAAAGCAGUCCGUUCGGCCGUGAGAAGCAUACGCCUGGCCCUCAGAGACCGGCUCGCGAGAUAAGCAUCCACGACACCCUGUCCGGCCACCUGGGCUUCACCUCGUGGAGCGACGUGUACAAAGAGGUCGGGAACGGCCUCCUCAACCACGGCUCGGAAGCCGAAAAGGCCGCCCAGGCCAACGGCCAAGCCGGCCCUCCGCUCUGGAAAGACAGCACGACUCUCGCCGAAGAUGCGCAGACGCUCGAGACCUGCCUGAACAUCCUGCGGCAGGUCCCCAAGGAGCACGAGGCCAAGGCCCUGUUCGACCCGUACUCGGACCCCCACAACGCCUUCAUCCACCCGGUUUCGAGGCGCGCCAUGGACUCCCUGUACGAGACGUUCGGCCACUACCUCGGGCCCGCCCGGGACGACGCCCAGCUGUCGGAGCUCGCCCGGAUCCUGUGCUGCAACUCGGCCCGGCCCUUCUCCGAGCACGAGCCCGACGGGGAGGCGUGGAUGGCCCAGUUCACCGGGCGCCACAUGCGCUGGGAGAUGCUCGGCAUCCUCUUCGUCAACUGGGAGAUGAAGGCCAGGACCAGCCAGCUCGGCCACACCGACGUCGGGCGUAUGGGGUACGGGCAGAAGAGCAAGUUCCGCAAGUGCAUAAUCGACUGCACCUCGUUGGCGCGGCAGGCCACUGCCAUGGGGAAUAGUCUCCUGCUCUACCUGUAUUUCCGACGGACCAUUAUCGAAUCCAUUGUAGACGGAGACACUGGCCUCUCUACUUGGAUGACCGGCGGCGAAAUGGCUUCUCUACUUACCUUUCUUGGCUUACACGCCGAGCACACCAAGCAGCCGUACAAACCGACCUUGGCGUCAGAGCUGCGGCGCCGCCUGCUUCUCAAGGUCUUCAGUCUCGACAAGGUGGGCGCCGCCAUCACGGGGCGGCCGCCCGCGCUGAGCCGGCGCUACGUCUCGACACCGAUGCCGCUGGACAUCAGCGACGACGUCCUGAUGUCGGACGACGAGACCAUCGCCAAGGCCAUGGGCUCCCUGGACGCCCUCGGCUGGAACACGGACGGCUCCCUGUACUCCGUCACGAUGUGGCGCGUCCGCUACCGCUUCAUGCAGAUCCGGGACGAGAUCUUUGAGAUCGCGCUGGGCGCCGAGUCGGCCAUCUCGGGCGACGCCGUACGUGCCCUCAAGGUUAAGGAGCUCGAAGCCGCCGCUGAGUUGCCGGCCGCCAUGCAGUUCAACGAGUCGGACACCAGGGACCCCAACAUCAGCGGCCAAGUCCUCCACAUCAGGCUGCUCACGCUGCUGGAGCACCUCCAAAACCUGUUCUUCAUCGAGCGCCUCCUGAACCGCCUGGAUAGCUCCAACGGGCGGGAACUGCUGGCGGUCAGCUACGAGAUGACGUCGGUCACCUUGUUAUUCUGGACCAACGUGGACGGGCUCCGCAUUCUAUGCGAAGACUUCAAGUGGCUGGUGAUGGCAUACGCCGCUCCGGGCGGCGGCAUCCUCUGCCUCGAGCUCCUGAAACCGACCGUGACGGCCAACGACGCCGGCGCCGCGGUCACCGACAGCAAGGGGAACGUCAUCACCAGGUCCAGCAUCGUGCAGGCGCUGAGCCUCCUGGUGGCGUUUCUGAAAUGGGUCAGCCCGCAGGAGGUCAACGGGAGCAUCUGCGUCGGGUGCAGGAACAUUGUGCAGCGGGUGCUCGACGAGGCGCUCAACGCGGGGCCCCGCGGCGGCAACCCCGCGGCGGACGGGACGACUCGGGACUUUACCGAGCAGCUGGACUUCGAGUUCGAUCUCUUGGACACGUUCGAGUGGAUGCGGCCCGAGUUCCCGUGGACCGACGUGCCCUCGCAGGGCCAGGUUGGUGCGGUGAGAGAUCCAUAA
Messenger RNA from Colletotrichum graminicola M1.001, 2175 nucleotides. RefSeq lists its product as uncharacterized. Bases 1 to 2175 code for a protein of 724 amino acids. NCBI's taxonomy places the organism in Eukaryota, Fungi, Ascomycota, Sordariomycetes, Glomerellales, Glomerellaceae. The record is from RefSeq and is a predicted model, not a curated record. Gene Ontology annotation, molecular function: DNA binding; zinc ion binding; DNA-binding transcription factor activity, RNA polymerase II-specific. The transcript has 4 exons. Gene Ontology annotation, biological process: DNA-templated transcription; regulation of DNA-templated transcription.